This is a messenger RNA of Fusarium tjaetaba, 2052 nucleotides long. RefSeq lists its product as uncharacterized. Lineage: Eukaryota; Fungi; Ascomycota; Sordariomycetes; Hypocreales; Nectriaceae. The transcript is spliced from 4 exons. Bases 1 to 2052 code for a protein of 683 amino acids. The record is from RefSeq and is a predicted model, not a curated record.
AUGGACACAACCUCACAAGAUGUAGGGGGUCACAUCUCUGCUUCUGACGACUCCCUCGAUUCAAGCCAAGCACGAGAUGUUCCCGAGCGAGACACUCCUGAGGAUCCCGAGCUGCGCGUGUUCAACAUAUGCGGCCUUUGCAAGUUCCCCUUCCAUGAAGGUCAGGCCAUCAUUACUGUCGACCGAAAUAACUCUACUCUACCUCUUACCUGGAAUGACAAAUACUACCCAGAAAAUGAGACCUUCCACCCCCAUGGACAGAAGGCUUUACAUGCGGGCUGCUUCCAAAUUGCUGGCGAUAUCGUGUUUGACAAAGGCUUUCUCGAAUCCUGCGCAUGGAACCUCGAAUGGUUCAAAUUCCAUAACUCAUUCACUCAACCCCCGCCGUCUGCUGUUGCAAAACGCACUCGACGGCUCAAAUCAUCGCUUUCCCUAGAAGUCCGACAUGCAAUCAAGAAUCGACUUCCGAUUGAAGUAUGCGAAAACAUUGCUGCUUGCUGCUUAAGCGAACAUGCGGCGAAGCUUCACCUAGAUGCCUGGCAACGCCGGGAUCCUAGUGACCCGAAGGAAAAUAUCAUACUGCCCGUUUUCAGCGGCCAAACUAUUUGGGUCCAGUACGUGGAAAUCGAAGGUCACAGUUACGUCAAGUCUCUGUCAACCGUUCGCAUGAACGAGGAGGAUACAAUACUUAUUACGGCCAAACCAGAUAUCGGCUCUUCGAUGAAGUUAGGGAUGUACUUCGCCGAAGAUAGUUUAGGAGUACGCACCGUCAUUGCUUGUCCCGAUGAUGAGAUUGGGCGUACUGAGGAACCUGGUAUUCGAUGGGCCUAUAUUCCUUAUAGACGUUAUGAUCUCCCACUCCAUAUCAGCAUGAACUUUGACGGCCUCAAGCUGCGCAAUUUGGAUGUCACCCAAUACGAAAGAGAUUACUAUGUUCAACGAACACGAUGGGCCGUGUUACCCAGAGACCUUCGCUGCCUGGGCGCUCCCGACGACAAUAUCUUCGAACCUAGUGACAGGGCAACAGUCCAUGCGGUCGACUGGAACCUGCCUGGAGUCUCCGGUUAUGUCAUUGGCCUGCAAUGCAGCUGUAUUCACUCCAUCGUUCCCUAUAGACCAGGGAGGUUACCUCCUGCCCUCAUUGAUGCUUACGAUAAUGCCAGAUCGAAUUGGCUUUAUUUCCCUGUUGACCCUGACGAAAAGAUCUCCGAGCUAUGGCUUCGCUCAGGAGACUUCCCGCAGGAUGAUGAUGCCUUGGAUCGAGCUGAGUCUCUCAUAGUAGUCACAAGCAACGGCCGCAGUCUUGUACUUGGCCCUGACAUCAGAUCUCGCUCUCCACGUAGCGAUAGGCCCCUAAUCUACGAAGCGCUUGCCGAUUUGCCAUCAACCCCAACCCGAACAUUUUACUACAAAUACGGACAUGGGGAGUCUUGGCUCGGCUUCGAGAGAAUGACAACAUGGCGUGAUCGCAAGAUCGAACUCUCAUUUGGACCACCUGGGCCCGGCCCAUACUACUGGUCUGACCAAUUCUUUUCAACAUCUGCCGACCUUGAGAACCUUCAAACGAUUACCCCAUGCCGUGGCUGGAGAAGCGGCGUAGAUAAUGAGAUCAUUGGUCUGCUUUUCACCUAUGAAGAUGGUCGUCAACGAUCCGUUGGGCAUAUUCGCCUAGAUCACUUGCAGGAACCCGUCAACAUUACCUCUGACAGGUUUUGGAUUGGAAGCUCGGGGGACACGGAACCUGAUCAAGAAGAGCCCUAUCCACCGACGGGGCAUAUCACCUGGCUAGGUGUUUGCAAGCCGGAGAAUUCUGACCCGGGCAUGCAAUUCCUCGAGAUUCCGCUUAGAGGAAAGCUGGAGUGGCGGUCAUCCUGGGGGGCUGUGCCCGAGGAAAGCGCUGUGCGGCAUCUUGACUUCGAAGACCACGGACUGCAGAGUGAGAUGGAACAAGUGUUAGCCCACGAGGCUACAUCUGGUGCAGUUGCUUCUAAGACGGUCAAUACGUUCUCUGUUCGCACCGGGAACAUGUGCUUCUAUGAAGACGAGACUUAG